This is a messenger RNA of Phytophthora infestans T30-4, 1383 nucleotides long. RefSeq lists its product as uncharacterized. The record is from RefSeq and is a predicted model, not a curated record. The transcript is spliced from 2 exons. NCBI's taxonomy places the organism in Eukaryota, Oomycota, Peronosporomycetes, Peronosporales, Peronosporaceae. Gene Ontology annotation, molecular function: protein binding. Bases 1 to 1383 code for a protein of 460 amino acids.
AUGGGUAGUGCGGUUUCGAUUGGCAAGAGGGACUCCAAAGCCAGUAGAUUCGCAACCACCAGCCGCAAGUUAACUAUGCGGCAUACAGUUCGUCUAGACACGGAAAUAAAGCAGAAGAUCCAAACAAUUGUGCUCGACAUGUCGAAAACGAGUCGAGUCGAGCUGACGUCCUCGGUGGAUCGAGAAGGUUCCGGUGUACCGACGGGCACGCUGACGCAACACGGUUUGCUGCCCUUACACCACAUUCCUGAAAUUGUUCUCUCAAUGCCUCACCUGACAGAGCUCAACCUAAAAUGCAACGACAUUUCAGUGGUGCCCAAGGAGAUCGACGCUCUCGUUGCUCUUCAGGUUCUCAUUCUGUCGAAGAAUAAAAUCACUGUACUUCCUGCCUCCCUGACUAAACUCACAAGGCUUCGUGUGUUGGAAGUUGUGAGUAACCAACUAAUUGCGUUGCCUGAAUCUCUGGGGAAACUGGAAUCACUUGAAGAACUUCAAGCUAAUCGCAACGAGAUCGAGAAACUACCGGAAAGCAUUGGAUUUUGCAUAAAGUUGCGGAUUCUCAACGUGUAUAAUAACGCGCUCAUUGAGCUUGGGAAACCCGUCAGUAUGCUUCCAGAAUUAGUGGAACUGAAUGUGAGUAACAACCAACUCAGGCAGCUCCCAAACGAAUUAUUACAAUGGAAGAAAUUACAGCGAUUAUUGCUUCAAGUGAAUAACCUCGAGUCACUUCCAGCACUUGACAAUUUGUGGCGUCUCGAAGUUUUGCAAGUGCAACAAAACGCAUUGAAAUCUUUACCCAGCAUGGGAAAUCUCGAUCAUUUGGUUAAACUCGACGCCAACAGCAACAGCAUUACAAAACUGCCAGCAGAAGUUGCUCACAUGUCGGCACUCACGCAUCUAAACCUUCGUCGCAAUAAGCUCGAGGAGAUUCCUCCCCAACUCGCACGGUGCCUGGCAUUGGAGAUCUUGGAUCUUGGUGAGAACCCAGUUACUUCAUCAAUUCCGGCAGGUUUUGCAGAGCUCUGCAAGCUGAGAACUUUACUGCUGGACGGAGGCAACAUCACCGUUCUUCCGAUCGAACUCAUCGGCCUCCGUAGUGUCUGUCGUGUACACUUGGGUGGUUGCUUGAAAAUGGACGAUCCGGAGACUUGCGAAGUGGUUCUGGGACUCAAAGACAGCUGCAGUCGUAGAGGAGGAUGGCUGAAGAUUGGAGACCGAAAGACCGAGCACCGAACUGAGAGUAUGUCCUCGGACAUUUGGGAACUGUAUGAUGAACUGGAAGGUCAAAUACCCGAUGAACCUGCACGGAAGAGUAGAGUUACAGGCGGCGAAGGCAGCUCCGACUUCUUCGCUGGUAGAAAGAACCCCACUCAAUGCAGAUAA